CGGCAGGACAACCCCCGCACAGGCCCGGGCCGGCGGAGGGCCGGCAGAAGCUUCCAGAGGCCUGGCCGGCGGCGGCGCUGGCGGGGGCCCAGCUGCCCUCAGCGAGGGGCCCCGCGGGUGCCGCCCGCCGCGCAGAGAUUCUGUGCAGCAUGUUUUCUGGGUGGAACUGGGUGGCCCAUGGCUUAUAUCUGCUCUUGAAUUUUUGUUCUCUUAAAGUUUCAGGUGGACUUGUACAGUCAUGUGGUCACAUCAUCCCAGAGUCUCCUGUAUUGGCCCUUGGUUCCAAUUUCACAGCAUUAUGUAUUUUGAAUGAAAGUUGUCUUGACUUUGGCAAUAUCUAUGCUAAUCAAAUUAUCUGGAAAAUUAAAAAUAGAGUGGUACCUAAAGAACAGUAUCGAGAAAUAAACAGAACAGUUUCCAGUGUCACAUUUAAUGACACUUCUUCACUAGCUACUCCUCUGACAUGCAACAUUUUAGCAGAUGGACAGAUUGAGCAGAACAUUUAUGGAAUUGCAGUUACAGUAGGCUUGCCUCCAGAGAAGCCCAAGAACUUAAGUUGUAUUGUGCAUCAGAAGUCAAAACUCGCAUAUCCUAUGACUUGUACCUGGAAUCCUGGAAGACAUACUUUCCUAGACACUCACUUUAGGUUGAAAAACAGAUGGCCACAAGAUGAAUUUCCUGACUGUAUACGAAAAGAUGUAAACAAUUCUUGUACAAUUAAUGAUGUUCAGUUCUUUGUUAACCUGGAGCUCUGGGUAGAAGCAGCAAAUGCUCUUGGGAAGGCUGAAUCUGAUCACCUUGUUCUUGAUCCCAUUGAGAUUGUUAAACCUCUGCCUCCACACAACUUAUCAGUCAACUCAGGAAUACUACCUACUGUUCUGAAGCUUUCCUGGGAGAAUCGGAUUUCAGGAGCUGUGAUGCAGCUGAAAUUCAAUAUUCGCUAUAGGACCAUUGGUGACACGAACUGGAUGCAGGUUCCUCCUGAAGAUACAGCUUCACAAAGAACUUCAUUCAGUAUUCAAGGGCUCAGACCCUACACAGAGUAUGUCUUUUCAAUUCGUUGCAUGAAGGAAGAUGGAGUGGGCUACUGGAGUGACUGGAGUGAAGAGACAACUGGGGUCACCACUGAAGAUAAACCAUCUAAAGGACCACCCAUAUGGAGGAUCAUUGAUGCAUCUGACUCACCAGGUUUCUGGACCGUGCGUCUGAUGUGGAAGGCGUUGGAGCCAUUUGAAGCCAAUGGAAUAAUCUUGCAGUAUGAAGUAACUAUCAGAGCUAAAUCAUCUCUCUCCAGUCCACCAGUGAAACACAAUGUUAAUACCACCAACUUUACAUUAAAGCUGCCAAAUGGGACUUAUGAAGUGACUCUGGUUGCCCGUAACAGAGUUGGGGCAUCCCCUCCAUCAGUUCUACUUAUCCCAGCAAGUAAUUCAAAAGCUCCUGUGAAGAAUGUUAGAACACUACCCAAAGAUGGCAAGUUGUGGGUAGGGUGGACUGCUCCUAACAGUUACGUUCUUAAAUACGUGAUCGAAUGGUGUCUGGUGUCCAACAGCUCAGACUGCAUCAUAGAAUGGCAGAACGAACCAGGAAAUGUUCAAGGAACAUACUUAAAAGGUGAUAUAAAGCCAUUCAAGUGUUACUUGAUAACUGUGUACCCUCUAUAUGCUGAUGGUCAAGGGAGUGGGCAGUCUGUGAAGGCUUAUCUUCAGCAGGAUCGUCCUUCAAAAGGACCAACCAUUCAGACAAAAAAGGUAGGAAAAGCGGAAGCUGUUUUGACAUGGAACCAUCUCACAGUGGAUGAACAAAACGGAUUUAUCAGAAGUUACACCAUAUUUUACAAAACUGUUGAUGGAAAUGAAACAGCUGUGACGGUGGAUCCUUCCAAGACAGAGUAUACCCUUUCUUCUCUAACCAGUGACACACUGUAUACUGUGCGGAUGAUGGCUUACACAGAUGAAGGAGGCAGGAGUGGUCCUGAUUUUACGUUUACUACACAAAAAUUUGGGAAAGGAGAAAUUGAAGCCAUAGUUGUACCUGUGUGUCUAGCAUUCUUGUUGAUUGUGCUCCUUGGAGUUUUGUUUUGCUUCAACAAACGUGACUUAAUUAAAAAGCAUAUCUGGCCUAUUGUCCCUGACCCAUCCAAGAGUAACAUUGCUCAGUGGUCUCCUCAAGUUCCAGCUAAGCAUAACUUUAGUUCCAAAGAUCAGAUGUACCCAGAAGGCAGCUUUACAGAUGUAAGCGUCGUAGAAAUAGAAGCUGAUGACAAGAAGUCUUUUUCAGAACAAGAUCUAAAACCCUUUGACUUGCUUAAAAAGGAAAAAAGUACUUCAGAAGGGCACAGCAGUGGUAUUGGAGGAUCCUCGUGCAUGUCUUCUCCUAGGCAAAGCGUCUCUGACAGCGACGAAGGUGAAACUACACAAAACACUUCAAGCACUGUACAAUAUUCAACUGUAGUGCUUAAUGGCUACAGAGACCAAACUCCUGUACAAGUCUUUUCAAGGUCUGAGUCAACUCAGCCACUCCUAGAUUCAGAAGAGAGAUCAGAGGAUCACGCUGGAGGUGGUGACAGCACAACCCAGAGGCAGCAAUAUUUCAAACAAAAUGGUGGUCAGGAUGAAACCAACACAGACAGGCCAUGCUUUGAAAGAACAAGGCAAAUCGCUCCAACUAAUGAGGGGGAUCUUGUGGGAUUUGCACAACUGCAGAUCUCAGGUCAUGCUUCGCAGCCGUUGGGCCUUGGGCUGGAAAAAAAUACCCAGGAAGCUGCUCUGCCAGAUAUUUUACAGACAAGUAUUGAAGGACAAACUGUGAGACCUGAAACAGUGGAAGGAAAUCCACCGUCAGUUGAUGAAAUGCCAAAAAGUUACCUCCCGCAGACUGUGAGACAAGGGGGCUACAUGCCUCAGUGAGGGAAGAGACUGGCUCUGUUUAGGCCUUCAUUAGUGCCUGUUCACACUUUCUCCUGUGUCUCUGAUAAAUUAAGCUAGGUGUUUUUAUCUGAAUGCAGAUAGAAAUAUUGAAAUUAAGUGAAGAGCAAUUUGACAAAGUACAAUAAGGACUGUGUUUUUGUGGAAAACUUGUAGUCCAGACCUACUGGAGACCUACCUUUAUGCACUACACAAAAUCUUAUGUCUGGAUAGCUGAACAAGCCUUUGAGCUACCUUGGGUUUUUUGUGUAUUGUCAUAUCAGAUUUACACAUGAUUGAAAAUGGCAAGUUUCGAUUAAUCACAUCAGCCAAUAGACCUCCUAGAAGAAAUACUUCAAUUUCUUCAUUCUUCAAUGUGACAGUGUACAAGCCUAAAAAGCCAGCUUUAGUUGCUUGGAGCAUCUUUGUGCAAAAGUAAGACUGAAGCUUAGUAUUCUAAAGUGGAAGAAUACUUGUCAUACACUUUUCAGUAGCUUGAUUGACUUUCUGAAUUUUGACUUGGCCCAGUGUCUCAGUUUCCAGCUUAACAGACAUGCAAAUACUGUUCAUCCCCAUUUAAAAAUUAUAAAAAAUAACUAGAACUUGCUAUGCUGUGCAAAUAAGAAAACACCAUGAUUGCUUGACUCUGAUUGCUACUAUAUUAAUUGAUAUUCUGCCUACAUUUAGAUAUGCGUGCACAUGAAUUAUAUAAUAAUUUGGCCUAAAUAUGUGCCUUGCAACUUGACGCACAGCAAUUCAGUCUCAUGUUCAAAGGUUUAAAAAUCCAUAUGAAAACACAGAUUAACAGUUAUUUAAAGCUUUUGUACCCAAAUGACUGUCUGAUUAUACCAUACCUCCCUGGUUAUAUAAAUUGCCUUUGUUUAAUAAGUGCACCUUUACCCUAUACAGCUUGAGAGGCAAGUAAUGAGCUGUAAGUUUUUACCAUUUUUCUAACUGCUCAGGAGAAAGGGAAUAUGAAUUUCUUCCUGAUUGACUACAGCAACUCGCGUGCUAUAACCUCAUUGCUAAUGCUGCAGGACCUCCUUGAAAGUGAAAGCAGCAAAAUGGCAAAGCAAUUGAAGUAGCUGAAGCUCUUGGGGAAAAAAAAAACCAAACAACUACGCACACCCUGAAUUUAAACAUUAAUGGUAGCAUGUAUCUAUUAGCAAUCAUGAGCCACAAACAACAUGUGGUUGUUAAAAUUACUUACUUGUUUCUUAUGUCUCACUUUUCCCCUCUUCGUACAGUUUGCAUUUAACAUUUCAAGGAGACUGUCUCUACCAGGGUUUAAAGAAAAGUGAAUUUACAUUAAAAUAAACCCCUUCUCCAAUAGUAACUAGAAAUUUUAUGGCACUCUUGUAGAUUUACUUUUUUUAACCUUAACUUAGUGUAGUCUGCUUUCUAAUCUGACACUACUAAAACCUCAAUUCAAAACACUAAAUGCUGUGUUCUGAGAAUAAAACAAGUGUUUUAUUUCUCCUUCAGCAAAAGGACUAUGUAUUUUAAACUACCUGAAACCUUUUGUGCUGUCGCCUCUGGUGCUGCUGUUCUGCAGAGCACUUGCUAAAGGCCGUGGAAAGGCAGGUGUCAGUAUCAUUUCAACUUCCCUUGUCCUUGUCUGCCAGCUUGCAUGGAAGGACAGGUGUACAUAUAAAUGUUCAUGUGUCUUCUGCUUUUGUUACAAAGAAAUUCAAUGCUAGAGUAAAUUCAUAAGAUUACCUCUUGAAGUGUGAACUAUUUAGAUAAAGAAUGCAGAAUCUUUAAUAACACUUCAGUAUUCCACAGUUCCCUUUUCCCAAUUUUUUGUAUCUGGGCACUUUUUUUUUAAUCUAAAAGGCUUUGUUGCAGUUUACUAUAACUACACUUUUCUUCAAAACAGCCCCCUUCCUUUUCCCCCCACUCCACCUCACCACCUUCAAACUCCCUCCCAGAGGGCAAGGGCAUAAUGAAGACUAUGCUGUCACAAGACAGCAGAGACAGUCUUUCGGUUUUUCAGAGGCUGAAGGAGCAUUCCUUUGUCAGAACACAUUCCUCUUGGAAAAUAAUAGCUGUUACUUCACUGGGGGAUUGGUCAUCUUCUCUAUGCAAACUUUAUAGUGACUGUAGAAACCACAAGUAAAAGGGAAAGUCUCUCUUGAGCAGUUUGUGUGCUUAUUAGAAUGGCCCUGCAGCCACGUACAUCUAAUCCACCUUCUGCUCAUCUCUGAAAUAUUGUGGGCCACAACCUGACUACUUAGUCUGAACAUUGCUUGAGAGGCAUGGGUUUUUUCCAAAAGCAUGCUGAUGAUGUCUGUCUUUUUUUUUUUUAAUUGUUUAUUGUGAUCUAUUGAUACUAACUUGUGAUAGCGUUUGAGGGUCACCACAUUUGAGGGACAACUUCAAUUAUUCCUGAAGUUGCUGUUUGCCUUUCUGUUGUGCAAAGGGGAAGGCAUUUUAUUCUCAGUUGCUGUUAAUCAUGGACCAUUUCCAACAUUAAACAAACAGCAUCAAGAGAUUCUCGUUUUUAAAGGUCUGUGCUAAUAAGAGUUCCGGCCUGUCACUUCUGGCAUCUUUCUUUAUUUCUUUGUUGUUUAUGGGCCAGUGGAAAUAAACUAACAGCAUCGUACAGGAAAGUUUCCCAGAGAAAAUUCUGCCUGUCUAGCAGUUAUAUUCUAUCUUUUGGGCUUGUGCAUUUAACUAGGGCUAAAAUGCUGAAGGGUAAGCAGGGGAUACUGGUGGGUGAACAGCUUGUAGAAGCCACAGUACAUAUAAACAACAGGUUUACAGCUUGUUCAUAAACUUUUGUGCCAAAUACUCUAUCAUCCAGUGUUCAGGGUUUAGCUUGAUUUUGUUCUUUGGAUCAUAGCAAUCUAAAUGUAUCAAACAGUUGCGUACAGUUUUUUAGAGUAUCUGUAAUGUAAUUACAGCAAUCGGCUGAAAUUCUCUGAACUUGGUCCUAAUGUAGUAAUUAAAGAAAAAGCUUCCAGCCCCACCAAUAAUUAUGGUGCACUUUACAAAAUAAAGGCAUUAUUAAAUAAAAUCACACUUCAGUAUUGAUACUUCCAUGUCCAUCUUGAUUUCCUGGACUGGAAUUUUUUAGGUAGGGUAGGGGGAAUAGUUGUAAAGACCUUGUUACUUUGUCAGCAGGAAGGGAGGCUAGCAGAAAUAAAAAAUAUUUUUCCUGCAUUAGCAUAUUUGAAACAUCUCUCAAGUGCAGGCUGGCUAACUGCUUCUCUGUUGAGAAGAGAAGUGAAUGUAUUUAUCUCUGUAGGUCUGUUGUGGUGGUUCUGCUAGAACAGGAGGUUGUUGGGGUUGUUUCUGGGUGUGCUGUCUUCCUUUUGGGGCAGUCUCCUGCUGUAGUGGAAGUCUUGGGAUUACGUUUCAUAUGCCCUGCUGUAGUAAACUAAGCCUUAACCUGGCAGUGCAAAGCACAGCAGGGCAAAAAAAAUUCCAAAUUUGUUUCUGGAGUGUUUGUGACAGGCAUGUGCCCAUCUGUGCUACAGCACCCUAGCAAAAUGCUAAUUAUCAGGAUUGGAAAAAUUUGGCCCUGGGAGAAGGAAGAGGGAGUUGAGGGCUGAGUCCCCUUCUUGGGCCCUGGAGAAGCUGCGUGGCCUGGGGUGGGGUUUGCAGCUGCAGCUUUUGCUGUAAACCAUGAGCACCACCAGAUGCUUAGAACUUGCAUUAGUGUGCCCAAUAUGUGAGAAUUGCCAUGCUGAUUUAACUUCAGUAAUUGAACUUGUGUAAUUGGUGUCAGGUCUUGAAUAGCCAAGACCCACAUCAGUAUAUGCUGCCAUGGUAUUGACUUUGCAGUGGGAUCUGAAACUCCAAAGACCCUCCAAUUAAUAGUCAGCCCUGCUCCAGGACAUGCACAUUUUAAAUUGUAAUUUAUGUGCAUUAAGUGGGACUGAAUAUACUAGUUUAUUUUCCCUGAGACAGUUGUUGUAAUUGAGAUUAACUGUUAUUUGGAUACAUUCCUUUAACAAUGUUAAUAAAUUCUGCUGACUGAUGGUUUGUAAAA
Messenger RNA from Calidris pugnax (ruff), 6903 nucleotides. RefSeq names its product interleukin 6 signal transducer (gene IL6ST). The record is from RefSeq and is a predicted model, not a curated record. Gene Ontology annotation, cellular component: membrane; signaling receptor complex; external side of plasma membrane. Gene Ontology annotation, biological process: cytokine-mediated signaling pathway. The transcript has 16 exons. NCBI's taxonomy places the organism in Eukaryota, Metazoa, Chordata, Aves, Charadriiformes, Scolopacidae. Bases 150 to 2909 code for a protein of 919 amino acids. Gene Ontology annotation, molecular function: cytokine receptor activity; cytokine binding.